This is a messenger RNA of Diaporthe citri, 327 nucleotides long. RefSeq lists its product as uncharacterized. Lineage: Eukaryota; Fungi; Ascomycota; Sordariomycetes; Diaporthales; Diaporthaceae. The coding region runs from base 1 to 327 and encodes 108 amino acids. The record is from RefSeq and is a predicted model, not a curated record. The transcript is spliced from 4 exons.
AUGUCUUCCCCAACCAAGACCACGCCGGCUCCUCCCACAGCUCCCUCGUCGACCUCCUCCUCAGGCGCCCUCAACAACGUCCCGCGCUUUGCUGGACAAAACGAUGACAGGGACCGGGACAACAAGCUCACUAGCCACCAUCAUCUUCCCAUGCCGGGCCUCAGCGGUAACCCGAACGGGGCAGUGGGCAACUUACUUCGUGGGGCUGUGGAUUCCAAGGGUGAUUUGAAAGAUGCCGCCCUCCAGGUUGGGAUCAAACUGGACUUGGAAGCAGAGGUCCACCUUACUGCCCGCGUCCGCGGUGAUAUCAUUGUUGGGCUUUAUUAA